This is a messenger RNA of Neopsephotus bourkii (Bourke's parrot), 2306 nucleotides long. Its product is annotated as EGF-like repeat and discoidin I-like domain-containing protein 3. The annotation marks the transcript as partial. The transcript has 6 exons. The record is from RefSeq and is a predicted model, not a curated record. NCBI's taxonomy places the organism in Eukaryota, Metazoa, Chordata, Aves, Psittaciformes, Psittacidae.
GAUGCUCUGGCCCACUAGGAAUAGAAGGAGGAAUUGUGUCAAACCAACAAAUCACUGCAUCAUCCACUCAUCGGGCUCUUUUCGGACUCCAGAAGUGGUACCCAUACUAUGCAAGGCUUAAUAAGAAGGGUCUUGUGAAUGCUUGGACUGCUGCAGAAAAUGACAGAUGGCCGUGGAUUCAGAUAAACCUUCAGAAGAAGAUGAGAGUCACUGGAGUUAUAACUCAAGGUGCCAAGAGGAUUGGAAGUCCAGAAUAUGUAAAAUCUUACAAAAUUGCAUACAGUAAUGAUGGGAAGUCGUGGACAAUGUACAAAGUAAAAGGCACAAAUGAAGAUAUGGUGUUCCGUGGCAAUGUGGACAACAACACUCCAUAUGCCAACUCCUUCACCCCUCCUAUCAAGUCACAGUACAUACGGCUGUAUCCUCAGGUGUGCAGAAGGCACUGCACAUUGCGAAUGGAACUUCUGGGCUGUGAGCUGUCAGGUUGCUCUGAACCCCUGGGGAUGAAAUCAGGGCAUAUACAGGACUACCAAAUUAGCGCUUCCAGUGUUUUCCGUACACUCAACAUGGACAUGUUCACUUGGGAGCCCAGGAAAGCACGGCUGGACAAGCAAGGCAAAGUUAAUGCCUGGACCUCUGGCCACAGUGACCAGUCACAGUGGUUGCAGGUUGACCUGCUUGCCCCUACAAAAAUCACUGGCAUAAUUACCCAAGGAGCUAAAGAUUUUGGUCACGUCCAAUUUGUGGGGUCCUACAAGCUUGCUUACAGUAAUGAUGGGGAGAACUGGAUCGUAUACCAAGAUGACAAACAAAAGAAGGAUAAGGUGUUCCAGGGAAAUUUUGACAACGACACACACCGUAAGAACGUCAUCGACCCUCCAAUCUAUGCCCGGCACAUCCGCAUCCUUCCGUGGUCAUGGUACGGCAGGAUCACCCUGCGGUCAGAGCUGCUGGGCUGCACAGCGGAGGACUGAGGCAGACCUCUGCAUCUCUCGGUGUAGCUCAAGUCCCUUCGCAGAAGAAACUCUGCAAAGCCUGUAGGAUGCUGAGUGGGUUUUUCAUGAACAAGUGCACAUUUUAUGGUAGGCUGCUAACUGUCUUUCGCAAGGAGGUCUAAGCCUGCUCUUUAAAUGAUCCAAUCCAAUUUUGUCCUUGAAAUAUGUUAGUGUUGUCCCUUCUGCUGUGGAAUUAUCCUUCUAGUUCUCCUUUGAGUUGUUCUGACUAGUUGAAGCGUUUUAAGGACAAACAGCAGCAUCCUUUUUACAAGGGAAGAGAAAUAGCAUGACAAAGCUCAUUUGCAGCUUUAGAAUCAUUGGGCUGACAAGUUCUCCAUAAAUCAUACUGUCAUCUUACUUGCAAAAAGUGAUACUGCAGCUUUUAGCAAUAAGUUUACUUGGGGAUGACUGCGUUAUAGUAAUUGUGCCUAUCAAACACUGUUGGUAUUUAUGACAUAUAUUUGGAAGGUAUUCUGUGGUACUGUAAAACAUAGUACCUGUGAUAUUACAAGGUAGCUUUCAUUACUUUCAUCUGAACAGAGUCUGUGUACCUAAAGGAUUUUCCUGACUAACCCCCUGUUUCGUCUCUGUUUUGCAUGCUUAUAGACAUGACCUCCACCUUUUUUGUUUUGUAACACCACACUGAUAUUAUUUUUCCUUGAAAGAGGUGAACUGUUUGCAUAUGGAAAAAAAUAAUCUGCUUAUCAGUAUAUUAUGAAGUUAACGGAUUUGCCAAAGUUUAUUAAUUCUGCUUGAGGUGCAUUUUUUGAAGGAGGCUGAAAUGAGACACCAGGGAACUAGUGGUAUCUCAUCUGAAGUACCCACACUUAACCCACCUUUGUAAAGGCACUCAGAACACCAGAAUUCCUGAGCCUGUUUCCUGACUUGCCCAGGGUUAAGCACACAACCAUAGACAGACCUGCUUGCCCAAUUACUUUUUUCAGAAACCUCCUCAGUUUCUGUGAGGAGGUGAACAUGAAGCAAGCAGGUACUAAAAGACACACAGGAGGAAUCACACCCUUAACUGCCAGGAAGCCCUCUCUGGGGGUUCUUAUGGUGGUGCCCCCAGCCUUCUUCCUAGGCAUGAAGGCAAGAGGUGCCAUAGGAGUUCAUCAAAGCUGGGCACUCAUCACCCUUCACUCCCAACUACAUCUCUUAAUACAUAUGCCAGUGAGCCACAAAAGGGUUGAUUUUUACCAUGUCUCAUCUACAGAAAUGCUUUAUACAUGCUAUGUGUUUGGCUAUGUGCUUAUGCUAGCCAGCAUUGGACCCCAGCUUAAGAAGUAGGUUUUAGUAGGAAAAAUGGAGCAG